Molecule: messenger RNA, 1704 nt
Organism: Suillus paluster
Lineage: Eukaryota; Fungi; Basidiomycota; Agaricomycetes; Boletales; Suillaceae
Product: Alpha/Beta hydrolase protein
Exons: 4
Coding region: 1-1704 (567 amino acids)
Molecular function (GO): triacylglycerol lipase activity
Source: RefSeq, a predicted model, not a curated record
AUGUCUGCUAAUCAGAAACAGCCAGCACCUGUUGUACGGUGGUCAUCGUCGUCUGUCAGAGGGACAGCAUCCAGUUCCGGGUCGACUCCAAAUGACUCACCCUCAUCUUCGCGUCCACCGUCUCCGGGACUAUCUUUGUUGAACGAGGCGUUGAGUGACAGCAUCCUUCCGACAGUACCCCCACGUGCGCGAUUGCCGCCAUGUUUUUCGCCUACUCGGCUGCUCAGUCGACCACCUCCACUGCUUAGCAACCUGCGCUCUACCCUCCCGUCAGCGACUGUAACUUCCAUUUCUCCACGCAUUCAGCUUGGGCUCCCCGCAUCAUCCACAGAUCCUGCGAUUCACCUCACUGACCCAUAUUUAUCGCUCACCCACUCCCUACCCACUCGUUCGUCUAUUGAUACGCUACGUUCGAUCCAUACGUCUACCGCAUCACAGGUUACACCUUCUCCUAUUCCAAGUAGAUGGUGGUUCCAGAGUGAUUCAGACUCGGGGAGCAAUCACAACGUCAACAAACUUCUUACUGAGGAAGAUCAGUCGCCGAAUAGAAUUCAUCAGAAGUAUCGCGCACCAAAAGCCCCCGUUGUGUUCUGCCAUGGACUUCUUGGGUUUGACACCGUAACCGUCGGACCUUCCCUUGCACCCUUACAGGUCGCACAUUGGCGUGGUAUCAAGGAAGCCCUGGAGUCAAAUGGCUGUGAAGUUCUCAUCACGCGAGUCCCUGCAACAAGUUCUCCUGUAGACCGUGCAAAAGUUCUUGAGAAGAAGAUUUCAGAAGUCUAUCCUGGCCGGGCUGUCCACCUCAUAGGGCAUAGCAUGGGCGGUCUCGACUGCCGUUACCUCACGACGCACCUCGCCCAACGCAAGUUUUCUGUGAUAAGCAUCACUACGAUUGCUACUCCACAUCGGGGCUCCUCCUUCGCCGACCACUUCAUGUCGCUCGCAUCGCAGCAUCUUCCAUCCGUACUUGCGCUGCUUGAGCUCCUACCAAACGGUGGCGGCGAUGGAAAGGCAUUCGAAUGUCUUACGCUAGAGAGUAUGCGCCGCUUCAACGAGGAGACACCUGACGUUGAGGGUGUGCAUUAUUUUAGCUGGGGCGCAUGUUAUGAACCAGGGCUUAUCGAUACAUGGAAAUGGCCGCACAGCGUCAUCUUAGAGAAGGAAGGACCGAACGAUGGGCUGGUUAGCGUCGAAUCAGCCAAGUGGGGCACAUAUCUCGGUACCCUUUCUCCCGUGAACCACCUAGACCUUGUUGGAUGGACGAACGCUGCGCGAUAUACGUGGGCUGCAAUUCGAGGGAAGGAAAUUCCGUUUAAGCCUGCUUCGUUUUACCUUGGUGUUGCAGACUUGCUCGCCGGGGUGGAGGAGAACGAGGGCGGCGAAGACGAGCGUACGCUAGAGAACGGCGUGGUUGAAGGUCAGCGGGAGAGGAUGGAACAAAACCUCUCGGACUGCAGUCCGUCUCCCAGGUCGAUGUCAAGCCCGCUGCUGAAAAUGCACCCUGCACUUGGAGAGAUGGUAUCAAAAGUGCAAGAAGAAUCGAUACAGCGUACCUCCCACUCAGCAGAAGCAUCGAAAUCUUCGACAUCAAAUGCACCUCCAUCACCGAAAGAGAGAUCUUUACCCCCGACGCCUCCUCACGAAGAGACCCCACCUACGCCACCCACGAAAUCGUUAACCCCGCCUGUACUCGAACGAGACUAG